Messenger RNA from Sorex araneus (European shrew), 990 nucleotides. It is a transcript of the gene GPR119, whose product is annotated as G protein-coupled receptor 119. The record is from RefSeq and is a predicted model, not a curated record. Gene Ontology annotation, cellular component: membrane. NCBI's taxonomy places the organism in Eukaryota, Metazoa, Chordata, Mammalia, Eulipotyphla, Soricidae. The transcript has a single exon. Gene Ontology annotation, biological process: regulation of metabolic process; adenylate cyclase-activating G protein-coupled receptor signaling pathway. Bases 1 to 990 code for a protein of 329 amino acids. Gene Ontology annotation, molecular function: G protein-coupled receptor activity; phosphatidylcholine binding.
AUGGAGUCAUCGUUCCCAUUUGGAGUGAUCCUUGCUGUCCUGUCCUCCCUCAUCAUUGCAGCUAAUUCACUAGUGGCUCUGGCUGUGCUGUUUUUGAUCCACAAGAAUGAUGGCGUGAGUCUCUGUUUCACCUUGAAUCUGGCUGUGGCUGACACUGUGCUUGGUGUAGCCAUCUCUGGCCUGGUGACAGACCAGCUAACCAGCCCCACCCGGCCCACACAGAAGACCCUCUGCAGCCUUCGGAUGGCAUUUAUCACUUCCUCAGCAACUGCCUCUGUCCUUACGGUCAUGCUGAUUGCUUUUGACAGGUACCUUGCCAUCAAGCAGCCCCUCCGCUACUUCCAGAUUAUGGAUGGGUUUGUGGCUGGGGCCUGCAUUGCUGGGCUGUGGUUGUUGUCUUAUCUGAUUGGUUUCCUCCCAUUUGUAGUCCCUGUAUUCCAGCAGACCACCUACCAAGGACCCUGCAGCUUCUUCUCUGUGUUUCACCCGGUCUAUGUACUGACCCUCUUCUGUGCUGGCUUCUUCCCAGCCCUGCUCAUCUUUGUCUUCCUCUACUGUGACAUGCUCAAGGUUGCCUCCGUGCACAGUCAACAGAUCCGAAAGAUGGAGCACGCAGGAGUCAUGGCUGGAGCUUACAGGCCCUCACGACCUCCCAACGACUUCAAGGCCAUCCGCACUGUGACUGUUCUAAUUGGAAGCUUCAUUCUGUCUUGGACUCCAUUUCUUAUCACGGGCAUUGUGCAAGUGGCCUGCCAAGAUUGCCACCUCUACAUAGUGUUGGAACGGUACCUGUGGCUGCUCGGUGUGGGCAAUUCUCUACUCAACCCACUGUUCUAUGCCUAUUGGCAGAAGGAGGUGAGGCAGCAGCUCUACCAGCUGGCUGUAGGAAUCAAGAAGGGGAUUGCCUCACUGCUUCUCUUCCUCUCAGCCAGGGAUCAUGGCCCAGAGGGACCCAGAGGAAGCUCCUGUCAUAUCGCCACUAUCUCCUAG